Messenger RNA from Trichogramma pretiosum, 858 nucleotides. Its product is annotated as trypsin-like. NCBI's taxonomy places the organism in Eukaryota, Metazoa, Arthropoda, Insecta, Hymenoptera, Trichogrammatidae. The record is from RefSeq and is a predicted model, not a curated record. Gene Ontology annotation, molecular function: serine-type endopeptidase activity. The transcript has 4 exons. Gene Ontology annotation, biological process: proteolysis. The coding region runs from base 1 to 825 and encodes 274 amino acids.
AUGUAUCUAUUCGCAAUCGGCUGUAUAUUAUUGGUCCAAACCAUUCGAUACUCCGAGUGUUCUCCAGCGCGAAAAGAAAGACUCUUCGGUAUCGACGUGAUCCCGGCCAAAGCCGACGAAUUUCCAUUCGUGGUGUCGAUCGGUCAGGUGCAGCACAAGCGUCAGUACGGCCACUUUUGCACGGGCUCGCUGAUCACGAAGGAGCACGUCCUCACCUCGGCCCACUGUCUCAUCAACGAGACACCGAGAAAUCUUCGGGUGAGCGUCGGCAUCGAUCUGGAGGAGAGCCCAACGUAUCCGGUGCUCUCUUGGAUCACCUACGACCAGUGGGCUUACAAGUCGGGUCGACGCUCGAGCUUCAAGGAUAACGAUAUCGCCGUCGUAACGUUGGUCGAACCGGUGGAAAAUGCCGAGCCAGCGAACAUCUCCUUUGCCCACUACGAUCGGUCGAAAAAGGUAAAGGCCGCCGGCUGGGGAAAAGCCAACGAGCGGGUGGUGCCGCGCUACCUGCAGAGCCUCGAGCUGCGAAUCGUCGGCAGGGAGGAAUGCGAGUCGAGCAUGUCGGUCAUCACGAACGAGUCCAUGGAGCUGGCCGACAACGUCAUUUGCGCCAAGGGCAGCUCCAAUUCCGUCAUACAAUGCGGAGACAGCGGCGGACCGCUCAUGGACGAGGACAAGAGCAUCAUCGGAGUGACCGAUUCGUUCUUGGCCUGCGACACGCACCUGCUGCAUCCCGACUCGACCAACAUGUUCAUGGACGUGAAGUUUUACAAAAAUUUCAUCGACUCGGUGACGCGUAGCGCGCGCAAACGCAGCAAAUUAUGAACACGUUCUCAAAAAUAUAUUCAUUUUACGCAA